This is a messenger RNA of Bombina bombina (fire-bellied toad), 1826 nucleotides long. RefSeq names its product potassium voltage-gated channel subfamily A regulatory beta subunit 1 (gene KCNAB1). The coding region runs from base 447 to 1649 and encodes 400 amino acids. The transcript is spliced from 14 exons. Gene Ontology annotation, biological process: transmembrane transport; potassium ion transport; negative regulation of delayed rectifier potassium channel activity. Gene Ontology annotation, cellular component: cytoplasm; juxtaparanode region of axon; membrane. The record is from RefSeq and is a predicted model, not a curated record. NCBI's taxonomy places the organism in Eukaryota, Metazoa, Chordata, Amphibia, Anura, Bombinatoridae. Gene Ontology annotation, molecular function: transmembrane transporter binding; voltage-gated potassium channel activity; potassium channel regulator activity.
UCCUAAACUAAAUGGAGAUUUUUUUUGUCCUUGGGGAUUUGCUUGUGAUUAAAUGCUUCUCCAGUUGUCUGUUCAGCAUUUCAUAGUCCAGAGGGUGUUGAAGGCAAAUCUUGCCCUAUGCUUUCAUUGAUUUAAAAAAAGCAGCAACCUCUAUCAAGACAGCAUUAGUGAGUGGACAGGACAAGUCUAGGUAAAAUGAGGGCAAGUCUUUUCUGUUGAUUAAAAAAGGAACUUGCAUCGUUUAGCAUGACAUACCUGACAGUUACUUCCAGGACUGGGCUGUCCUAAAUGCUUCUUGGUACACUCCUCUUAACCUCUGUCCUGCAUAAGACAAAAAGUAAUAUAUCUGCCAAUACCCAGCAAUCAUCCAGGCUUGAACUCUAUCAGGGCUCUGUGAUCUUUAAACCAAGUGUUGGAACUGAAAGCCAGGAUCGCUGCCAGGAGUCAUGCAAGUCUCAAUAGCCUGCACAGAACAUAACUUGAAGAGCCGGAAUGGGGAUGACAGACACAGCAAGCAGAACUCAAGUGGCCCCAAUGUAGUAAAUGCUGCCAGAGCCAGGUUCCGCACUGUAGCCAUCAUUGCGCGCAGUUUGGGAACAUUUACCCCGCAACACCAUAUAUCUUUAAAGGAAUCAACUGCAAAGCAAACUGGCAUGAAAUAUAGGAAUCUUGGUAAAUCUGGCCUGAGAGUAUCAUGCUUAGGACUUGGAACUUGGGUCACUUUUGGAGGCCAAAUAUCUGAUGAGGUGGCUGAGCAGCUAAUGACCAUUGCUUAUGAGAAUGGUGUAAACCUCUUUGACACGGCUGAGGUUUAUGCAGCUGGAAAGGCAGAAGUGAUACUGGGAAACAUAAUCAGGAAGAAAAACUGGAGGAGAUCAAGUUUGGUCAUAACUACCAAGUUAUACUGGGGAGGAAAAGCUGAGACGGAGAGAGGACUAUCAAGAAAACACAUUAUUGAAGGAUUAAAGGGCUCUCUCCAGAGACUGCAACUGGAAUAUGUGGAUGUUGUAUUUGCAAACCGUCCAGAUAAUAAUACUCCCAUGGAAGAAAUUGUCCGGGCGAUGUCUUACCUGAUCAACCAGGGGAUGGCAAUGUACUGGGGUACUUCACGCUGGAGUGCAAUGGAAAUUAUGGAAGCAUAUUCUGUAGCAAGACAAUUCAACCUAAUCCCACCAGUAUGUGAGCAAGCUGAAUAUCACCUUUUCCAAAGAGAGAAAGUGGAAGUUCAGCUACCAGAGCUCUACCACAAAAUUGGGGUUGGUGCAAUGACUUGGUCUCCACUAGCUUGUGGUAUUAUUUCUGGCAAAUAUGAAAAUGGAGUCCCUGAAACCACACGAGCCUCAUUAAAGUGCUACCAGUGGUUAAAGGACAAAAUAUUAAGUGAAGAAGGCAGGAAGCAGCAAGCUAAACUUAAAGAUUUGACACCAAUUGCAGAGCGUCUUGGGUGUACCCUCCCCCAGCUUGCUGUAGCAUGGUGUCUGAGGAACGAAGGAGUGAGUUCUGUCCUGUUGGGUUCAUCUAAUCCAGAACAACUGGUAGAAAACCUGGGAGCUAUACAGGUUCUUCCAAAGAUGACAUCUCACAUUGUGAAUGAAGUGGACAAUAUUUUGGGGAAUAAACCGUACAGCAAAAAGGAUUACAGAUCAUAACAUGCUGCAUGAAAAAAAUGGAAUGCAUGGCUAUAAUAGUGCCCUGUAUAUAGUUCUGGACCAUUAUAUAUUUCUAGACUGGAUUUUCCAGUUACCUGCUAUAGUAUAUCUCAUAACUGGGGUUGCAACCACUAAAUACCUUGACCUAAAAGCACAUAAACUCCGUAACCUUGAAAA